GAGGCGGCCGCGACGGACCCGCAGCAGCGCCUCUUCCUCGAGUGCGCGGCGGAGGCGCUCGAGGUCGCGGGGCUCCCCUGCACGCCGGCGGCGCCCGGCGGGGUUCGCGGGCGCGACGCGAGCGUGGGCGUCUUCGCGGCCAUCGAGACGAGCGACUACGCCUUUUUGCACCAGCGCGCCGUCGACGAGGGCCGCGCCGAGGCGGACGCGUACUGCGGCACGGGCUGGCACGGCUGCGUCGCGCCGAACCGCGUGUCCUACGUCUUCGAUCUGCGGGGCCCGUCCGUGGCGCUGAACAGCGCCUGCAGCAGCUCCCUGACCUGCGUCGCGGUCGCGCGGAAUUCGGUGGAGCGGCGCGAGUGCGGCGCCGCGCUCGUCGGCGGCGCGAACCUGCAGCUGCAGCCCCACUGGUCCGGCGCCUUUGCCGCCGCGGGCAUGCUGAGCCCGAGCUUCCGCUGCCGCUUCGGCGACGACGCGGCCGACGGCUACGUGCGCGGCGAGGGCGUCGGCGCGGUGCUUUUGCGGCCCGUCGCGGCCGGCGACGUCGCGGCGGUCGUCCGCGGCGUCGGCGUCGGCCAGGACGGCCGGUCCAACGGCCUCACGGCGCCGAACCCGGCGGCCCAGGCCGGCGUCCUCGACGCGUGCUACGGCGACUUCUCCGGCGACGGGGCGGCCGCGCGCGGGGGCGUCGCGCUGAUCGAGGCGCACGGCACGGGCACGCGGCUCGGCGACCCC
Molecule: messenger RNA, 735 nt
Organism: Aureococcus anophagefferens
Lineage: Eukaryota; Pelagophyceae; Pelagomonadales; Pelagomonadaceae
Exons: 1
Biological process (GO): fatty acid biosynthetic process
Molecular function (GO): fatty acid synthase activity; 3-oxoacyl-[acyl-carrier-protein] synthase activity
Source: RefSeq, a predicted model, not a curated record